ACUUCUGCUACUCGACCAAAUGUCAGUGUUCAGGCAUAGUUAUCUAACGACCGAGAUUGUUGUGAAAUACCCAGUAUUAUGAAGUAAAUUACAAUUUGGAAUCCUCAAUUGACCGUUAUAAGUACAAAGUGAAAUUUUAUCGCAAUGAGCCGUGCACAGGAUGCCCUCGCAUUACUGCGUGCACUAAAAAUUGUAGCGGAAGCGGCUGGAAAAACUCAGAGUGAUUAUGCUCGUCAUUUGUGGGCGAAUUCGAGCAUCCGGGAAUUGCUGGAACAACAGCUGCGCCAGGGCGAGGAUGCAGUUAAAAGGAUUAUGCAAGAUCCAAACAAAGAACUGAAAGAUGCCGGAAGUGCGCUGAAGGAAACCAUCGAGCGCACGACGGUUGUCGUGGAAGGUUUAAAACAGCUGGCGCUAAUUUCGCUACCCAAAGGAAUGCCUGCCAGAGGGCCGAUUGAUUUUGGAUCGAGGACAUUUGGUGGCGCUGAAGCAGAAUCUAAAGAUACAAAGAGAGGGGAGGCUGAGAUUGGUAAUUUGGACAUUUCCCAAAUCACCCUGAAGGAGCUGGAAGCCAUAUUAUCGCAGCACAAUAAGAAUCGACAAGUUAGACUAACUUUAGAUAGCGAUAAACAAAAAGUAGCGGAAACUCCUCCACCCACUAUCAUCGAGGGCACUUCAUCUGUUCCACCUGCAAGGCAAGAUAAGACCGAACUCAAGCCUACUCCACUUGUCACCAACGAUGAAAAGCAAAUCGAAAAGGUAAUGAAAAUCGUAUCAUCAUACGAGCAGCCGUUAGAUCACCAAACAGCUUCCUCUGCGAUUCCCAUCGAGUUACCCUCGCUUAGUUCCGUUGCAAGGCAGCGAAAGGUUCCGUCCUCCAGGGUAGCCCGUCUUGCCUCUUUCGGAGGACUCUUCGCGGGCCUUGGCCUUGGAACUAUGAAUGAACUAGCGAAGGGCGCUCUUGGAUUGGGCGGCACUCUGGACCCAAAGGAAGCCUUGUUCAGUCCCAGUAACGCCGAAAGAAUAGUGGACACUCUGUGUAAAGUGCGAGGUGCGGCACUCAAACUGGGGCAGAUACUCAGCAUUCAAGAUUCAAACAUCGUUUCACCACAGCUUGUGAAGGCAUUUGACAGGGUUCGACAAGCAGCCGAUUACAUGCCGGAUUGGCAAGUGGAAAAGCAGUUGAUCAGCGAAUUGGGCGAUGAUUGGCGUAGUAAGUUGGCAGAUUUCGAUCGGAAACCAUUCGCUGCAGCGUCAAUCGGACAGGUGCAUCGCGGAGUGCUACACGACGGAAUGGAGGUUGCUAUAAAGAUUCAAUAUCCUGGGGUGGCACAGAGUAUAGAAAGUGACAUCGAUAAUUUGGUAUCGAUGCUGAAAGUUUGGGAUGUGUUCCCUGCGGGAGUUUUUAUCGACAAUGUGGUGGCCGUGGCGAAACGUGAAUUGGCCUGGGAGGUAGAUUACAUCAGAGAGGCUGAGUAUACGGAGCAAUUCGGGAAGAUGAUUCACCAUAUGCCGGAAUUUCGUGUACCUAAAGUUAUAAAGGAGUUGUCAUCGAAGAACGUUCUGACGACGGAAUUGGUUCCCGGUGUACCGAUGGACAAGUGUUUCCACAUGAGCCAAGAACAUCGGGAUCAUAUAGCUCGAUCAGUGAUGAAGCUUUGCCUGAAUGAGUUGUUCACUUUCCGCUGCAUGCAGACGGAUCCCAAUUGGUCGAACUUCCUGUAUGACAGUCAUAGUAAACAGAUUAUGUUGAUAGAUUUCGGCGCUACGAGGUUCUAUCCGAAACCUUUUAUGGAUAGUUAUUUGCGGGUCAUUCAGGCGGCCACCAAGAACGACAGACAACGUAUUUUGGAACUUUCUCGUAACAUGGGCUUUCUGACUGGUUACGAAACUCAAGCAAUGGAAAAAGCACAUGUUGAUGCGGUACUUAUUCUGGGCGAAAUAUUUAGUGUCGACGGCGAUUUCGAAUUCGGGAGACAGAGCACAACGAAAAAAAUAGCCGCACUGGUUCCGGUUAUGAUCGCUCAUCGCCUUUGUCCUCCACCGGAAGAAAUCUAUUCCCUUCAUAGAAAGUUAUCUGGAGUUUUCCUUCUGUGUUCCAGAUUGAACGCUAAAAUUGAUUGUAAACCACUCUUCCAAGAGGUUGAACGCAACUACAGUUUUGCCUAAGCACAGUAAUAUAUUGUUUUAAUGAAAUAUGACUAAUCUUUCAAUCAA
Toxorhynchites rutilus septentrionalis is the source of this 2214-nucleotide messenger RNA. RefSeq names its product atypical kinase COQ8B, mitochondrial (gene Coq8). Gene Ontology annotation, cellular component: extrinsic component of mitochondrial inner membrane. The record is from RefSeq and is a predicted model, not a curated record. Gene Ontology annotation, molecular function: kinase activity. Lineage: Eukaryota; Metazoa; Arthropoda; Insecta; Diptera; Culicidae. Gene Ontology annotation, biological process: ubiquinone biosynthetic process. The transcript has 4 exons. Bases 145 to 2166 code for a protein of 673 amino acids.